AUGGAGACAGUAGAGGAGUUACGUGUUCGUGCUCAGCAGCUAGAACCAGCUGCAGAACAAGUGAACGGAGACCUGUGCAAUGGCAAAGUGUACUUGGCGUCGAUCAAGGAAGGAGAAUCGGACUUCGAAGAACCGCUAGAUCCGGCAACCCUUCACAUUGAAGGUGGCUUUUCGGCGUUUGGUGUUGAUCUCGUCGCUAGCACAAAUGUCGACAUCAGAAUUGUUCCCGUUGAACUUGCUUUAAUUGAUUACGAAAAACGAAAAGCAUUCGAGCUCUACGUGGCCUCACCAACUGGCCGAUGUCAAAUCAACGUCGAAGUUAUAGACGUUAACGAAAACGUGCCGAAAUGCCUUCAUGAUACCUUCACCUUCUACGUUACUGAGAAUCACAAACCAGCUGUCCUCGGCGAGGUGUUGGCGACCGAUGCUGAUUCUACUAUCUCCUCACCGAUCAACUACACAAUUCUUGGAGAAGGUGCUGAGCUGUUUGCGAUUUCGGAGCAGGGCGAGUUCCGAUCCAGAGUUCCCAUUGAUCGCGAAGAACAUGACAAAUUUGAACUGACAGUGAGAGCCACUGAUGCUAGAGGAAAGUGGGCGGACUGUCCAGGCAAAGUUGUCGUCAGAGAUAUCAACGAUAACACUCCUACAUUCGAACAUCCCGAAUAUCUAAUUGAAAUUGAUGAAGAAAAAACAUUGAAGCAAAAACUUGAGGCAUUUGAUCCUGAUAUUGGGGACAACGGCCAGAUCGUCUACACCCUGGAAAAUGUACCAGCUGGGUUAGCCGUCGAAGCAUCGGCUGGAAUUCUCUUUAUUGGUAAAAUCGAUCGUGACACUAUGGAAAGCGAUUCAGUUCGCUUAGUACUUCGUGCUACGGAUCGCGGACAACCCCCACGAACAUCUGUCGCCAACGUCACCAUCAAAGUCAGGGUACGAUCAGGCUAA
Messenger RNA from Cooperia oncophora, 942 nucleotides. The record is from the annotation of a GenBank genome assembly. NCBI's taxonomy places the organism in Eukaryota, Metazoa, Nematoda, Chromadorea, Rhabditida, Trichostrongylidae.